This is a messenger RNA of Alosa alosa (allis shad), 1144 nucleotides long. RefSeq names its product signal sequence receptor, delta (gene ssr4). Lineage: Eukaryota; Metazoa; Chordata; Actinopteri; Clupeiformes; Clupeidae. Bases 76 to 579 code for a protein of 167 amino acids. Gene Ontology annotation, cellular component: membrane; endomembrane system; endoplasmic reticulum. The record is from RefSeq and is a predicted model, not a curated record. The transcript is spliced from 6 exons.
GUUGACGUCCCUUUUGAUAGCAACAUCCGUGGAGAGCUGAGGUGGCAUAGCGUUAGACUAGACACAAGCAGCAACAUGAGACUUUUUGUAGCAGUUUUGGCUCUCUGUUUGAGCCUUUGUGCCGCUGAGACCUGCACAGACCCUGUUUUUUCCCCCUCCACCUACACCACGACGGAUGCAGUCAUCUCUUCUGAGACUGUGUUCAUUGUGGAGCUCAGCUUGGCCUGUUCCAAUGGGGUCCAGAGCGUGGCCCUGUAUGCAGAUGUCAAUGGGAAGCAGUUCCCUGUGACCCGUGGACAAGAUGUCGGCAAAUACCAGGUCUCCUGGAGUUUGUCCCACAAACAGGCCAGCUCGGGCACUUAUGAGGUGAAAUUCUUCGAUGAGGAGUCCUACAGUGCCUUGCGCAAGGCUCAGAGGAACAAUGAAGAUGUUGCUGCCAUCAAGCCUCUGUUCUCUGUCAACGUGGACCACAGAGGAGCAUGGAAUGGCCCCUGGGUGUCCACUGAGGUUCUGGCGGCCGUGAUUGGCGUUGUGGUCUACUAUUUGGCCUACAGCACCAAGAGCUCCAUCCAGGCCUGAAACCACUCACCUCAUAAUAACAGCAGCAGAACUGCGCUCAACUCAGCCCAUGUUCUUCCUUCCUUCUUUCUGUCUGCUGAGCAUUGAAAUGCAUCAGCAUAUCUGCUGAGACUGAACGAGCACACACUGUUGUUUAGUGGUGGGACCCUUCUGUAACACCAUGUGUGUACACAUUUGCAGAAGACAGUCAUUCCAUCUGGACAUGGAGGCUGAGCUGGUACACACACAUAUAUACACACACACACAUACAUACAUACAUACAUACAUACACACACACACACACACAUACAUACACACACACACACACACACACACACAUAUACACACACACACACAAUGAUAUUUGUGCAAGUGUUUGUACAAAUAAAAAGUAAAAAUAGCAAAUUCUUCCUUAAGGAAGUAUGAAUGGUCAUCAGCAGAUUUUUAAAACAUUGGUAAAAUCAUGUCAUCCAGUUUGAUAGAAAAUGGUAACUGCACUGACAGAAAGGAAAAUACCAUUCUGGAUAUGAAAUGUUGUCAUUAAAUUUCACUGAAUAUGUGAAUUGAAUAAAUAACUUUAUAUACA